AUGGCAGAACUUGCGGCGAGUCAUGUUUAUGUCCCCGUUUCUCGUGGCAUUCCAUUUCUGAGUGGUAAUCUUUUAGCUACCUUAGGCUGCAAAAAAUGGACUUCGACACGUACAGUGUUACUUCUUCGUCAUGUCUGUCAAUCAGCGAUUGCAAAUGAUACUUCUCUGUUCGAACAAAAACAAGCAAAGGACAAGUAUAAUGCACUCAACUCUUUCUCAAAUUUUCCAAGAUCACGAUGUACAUUUGCUACAAAUACAGGCAUCAGGAGAAAGGAUAAUAACUCAACGAGUUUAAAACUGUAUUCUGGAUUUCACCGGGGAGAUGUCAACAAACUAAAACGGGAGUAUCUCUAUUCUCGACGGCAUUUUAACACGGCAUCAAUGGUGGAAGCUUGCCCUAAGGCGGUGCAGCCAUUUUUGCGCUUGAUUCGUUUUGAUAAACCAAUAGGAACAUGGUUGUUGUAUUUACCAUGCACAUGGAGCAUAGGACUUGCGGCUUCUCCAGGCAUCUUACCAGAUCUCCAGUUGUUAGCUCUGUUUGGACUAGGGGCCCUAGUGAUGAGAGGGGCGGGGUGCACUAUUAAUGACAUGUGGGAUGUGGACUUUGAUAAAAAGGUAAAUACCAUUACUGUAUGGGGAUAGCGACGUGACUAGGAGAGGGAUUCUACUUUGGAACUACUGAGACAUUUGUUGAUUUCAGUUGUUCCCAAUCCUCAUUUAACACAGCUGCAGAGUAACUGAGGGCUUUUGAUAGCAUGAGAAAACAGCCGACAUUUCACGAUGCUACCACUGGUUUUCCCCGGAAAAUAAUGUCUGAGAAACGAGUGCAGAAAUUCCAUACUGAUGACAUGUGAUCUGGGUAGUAAUAAUGUUAUAAUGUGUCAUCAGUAAAGAAUUUCUGCACUCAUUAUGAUGUCAUUUUGGGGGGAAACUAUUGCUGGCAUCACAGAAUGUUAGCUGUUUUCUCAGGCUAAGCUUUCAACAGCUUCAUUGUAAACCUAACAGAAGCUGGUGUAUGGCUAAAGAUAGUUAAUUUGCCUUUUUACUAUUUGUGUGUUUGUUUCUUUAUUCCCAGGUUACUCGUACCAUUUCUAGACCCUUAGCAGCCGGUUCUGUUACUUUUUUCCAAUCUUUGGUAUUCCUUGGAGCACAGUUGUCAAUUGGGUUGGGAAUAUUACUCUCUCUUAACACUUACAGGUAUCUGAAUAUAUUAUGACAGUCAUCAAUCAAACCAUGACAACCACUCUGGUAUUAUUAACAAAUUUUGAUUUGAUAAGGUAGAUUGGCCACUGUAUUGGUGGAUUGAGAAACUGAUAAUUUGAGCACUAUUUGUUUAUCAGAGGUAAUUAUUAAUGACCUUCAGAAUGAACAGAUUCACUUUAGAAAAAGGCCAGGGCUUGAAUUUAAGGCCAGCUUCUCAAUCCCCCUAAAACAGUGGUCGAUCGACCUUAUCAACUAUGUUAAUAAAACCAGAAUGUUUAUAUUUCACUUGUUAACCAAUGCAUCUCUACAGUUUCUUUAGAAAUUACCCCUUCACCCCAACCCAUUUUGUUACAGUGGUACUAGUCAGUUGUUAGAAAAAUUAUUUUAAGCGAAACAUAAAAUACAAAAAUUGAUGCCAUUUGACAAACAAAAGAUUUUUUUCUGAUUAUGCACAGCAGUUAUACUCUAUGGUGUGUUUAUGUUUCCAAUGAGUUAAGUUAUGUGAGGAUCCAUUUGUAGAAUUUCCAACAUUUACAGGUUUUGAGAUCCCCACAAAGGCUUAAUAAGUGAUCCUUUUUUUUAGGAGGCAGCGUGGUCGAGUGUUUAGAGCGCUGGAUUUGCAAUUCGGAGGCCCCAAGUUCAAGUCACGCCCUGACCACCAGCCGGAUUUGUUCACGGUAGUCCCGAGUUCAAAUCCUCGAUCGCGCUUGUAAAUAGCCAGCUGGUUUGUCUCCGGCCAGCUGGGAUUCUUAACCCUGUUAAGUUCAAUUUGAAUUAUUUGUUUCAGGCAUUUGCUUGGCCCCACUAGCAUAAGUGGUAUAAAUUCUGCUGAGGUUAAAUGAAAUUAUUAUUAAAUUUAUUUAUUAUUAAAAAGGAAUGAAUCCCCCUAAUUUAUUGUGUUUAGGAGCUUAAUGAUGAACUUUUUUGAUCAAGCUGACCAUUCCCCAUCUUCGUUUCUGCUUUUCUUUACCAGCUAGUUUAAGCUUGAGAAUUUCUCGGGCCAAAAAUUUAACUUGGUUUUAUGUUUUUGUGUGUGUGUGUUUCCUCAAACAGUAUUGUGCUUGGUGCAUCAUCGCUUUGUCUUGUCAUAACUUAUCCAUAUAUGAAACGGAUCACAUAUUGGCCUCAAGCCUUCCUUGGUAAGCGACCAGGUCACAUCCUUGCAACCAAUAAUAACUAUUUUAGUUGAACCUCUCCACAACAGUCACCUUGGGGCAGAAGAAAGUGGCCAUUGUAGAGAGGUGUUUACAAACAAGAGUCAAUGUAUGAACCGUCCGCCAAAAAAACUGGAUGUUGUAGAGAGGUGGCCAUUGUAGAGAGAUGGCUGUUACUGGAGGUUGGACUGUAUUAACAGAACUUUGAACUUACACCAGUCACAAGAAUGCCAUUUAUUAUAUCUGCUUAUACUAAUAUCCACUCUUUGUGUUUUUUUCUUACCUACUUAGUUUUUAGCCAUGCCGUAAAUUUUCCACAUCUGCAGUGACAGCUGUUUAAUUAAACAAGUUCCGUUCUUUGCAUUUUUUCUUAGCUUCAAUGUAGCUGUCCCCUCUGUUUUCCACAUCUGCAGUUUGUAUAAUUACAUCUGCCCAUGUACUUGAAUGUGCUUAUUGUAUUACUUGCCCCUUUAAUUUGUGCCAUGACUUCUUCUUUUUUCAACCACACCCCACAAGUGCAUUAUUUUUCUUGUAAUAGGCCUGACAUUUAACUGGGGCGCACUUCUUGGCUAUUCUGCUGUCCAAGGAAGCUGUGAUUGGUCAGUUUGCUUGCCACUGUAUUUAGCAGGAAUCAACUGGACGCUUAUUUAUGAUACUAUCUAUGCUCAUCAGGUUGGUUGGCAGAAAGAUUCUCUUUACUUCAAUUUUUGCAUUUUAAUCUUGUACUUGUUGGUUGCUAUAAUAUUAUUGGGAAUAAAUAUUGUCUUUACGUAUGAGCUAAGGCUGUUACAAUACAUCAAACUAUCGAUUAAACACAAUAUUAACGCAGCAAUAGCAAUGAAUCGAUAGCAAAAAUGAAACAUCAAUAACGAUCACAAUAGUGUAGCAAACUAUUGAUAGUUUUGAUAGUUUCUAUACUUCUAACAUUUUGAUGUCUUUGGAAAAUAAAGGCACCUUUUUUACCCAUCCUUGAUUCUUAAGGUCACAAUAAUGGUAAAAAAUAAACCGCAAACAAUCUCCCAUGCUACUGCACCUAGAAUGUUUAAGUGUCUUGAUUCUUGAACCGCACAGUAACUGUAUUGUAUGACCACCACUUCUUAGUUAUUUCUUAAAGUAUAAGGCAUUAAUUAAAAACAGAUAUUCCUGAAAGCUAUCGCAACACUAUUGCAAUAGUACCUCCACCAUCGCAAUACUAUCGCAAUAUCCGUGUGGCCUAUUGCAAUACAGUUGCAGUAGUUAAAAUUUCCCCAAUACUCAACCCUAAUGUAGGCAUGGAAGUAAUCUUGCCAUAGCUUUGUUUUGCAUUUUGAUAAAUUACGUAACUAUUUAAAUGGAAAAGCACAUUGAUUGACUGCGCUUCAUGCAAGAACAGUCUGCUGUGAGUGUAUCUUUCACAGAAGUAGAGAGUGAUCUUCCUCAUUUAGUUUUGGUCAUCAGAGUAGGCAUCUUGAUAGUGCUGACAUCCAGAGUGUUUUGCUAUGGGGUUGAAACGUGUAACUCUCAUUUGCUUGCUUUGUCUGAUGCUCGGGAUUAUUCAUUUUUGAAAGUACCAUAUUUGGAAUGAGAAGAAGAGAUAACUGACCAAUCACACUUCGUAAACAACGUGGCCUAAUUUUACUUCAGGUUCCCAUGCCUGCUUAAAAACAAUGGCCAACAAACAGGGGAAAAACUCCCGAAAGCUGAGAAAGUUUUCAAAGGUUGAAACCAGGAAUCUUACCGAAACACUGAGCGGGAUAUUAUUGCCUUACCUCCUGGGCCAAAUGUAACAUUAUGAAACCCACUGACGUCCUCGCAACUUCUUGAAGUUGUCACUUCAAAAAGCGAUGUUGAAAAUGGUGUCUGUCACGAAGGUUUCCAAAUAUGGCAAAAGUGAAUAUUCACGAGCAUUGAACGCGAGUUACACAUUUCAACCCAUUAUGAGUUUCUGCUUUGACUUAAUACAGUUUCAGCUUUUCAGGUGAUCUAAAAACCAGGCUUUAUAGUUGUAGUGUACUAACUCUUCACCCACCUGUUCUCCAUGUUUUGGUAAUGUUUUUGUUUGUUUGGUUAUUUGUUAUUUUUGUGAGUAAAGAUAACUUUUCUGAAUGAGUGAAUCCAGUAUCUUGAUACAAUUAUGUGUGUUAUUUAGCCAGUCAUUCUUAAGUCAACCUUAAAAACUAUUAUUUUAUGCCUGUUAAAGGAUAAGACAGAUGAUGUGUUUAUUGGUGUCAAGUCAACAGCACUGUUAUUUGGAGAUCAAACAAAACCUUGGCUGACAGGAUUUAGUGCACUGAUGUUAAGCAAUCUUGCUAUGGUUGGAAUUAACAGUGGGCAAACAUGGCCGUAUUAUGUUGGGUUAGGCUGUGUUGCAGCUCAUCUUUCUUGGCAGGUAAAAUACUUUUUAAUUUUAAAUUAUUUUAGUUAUAUAUUAUUAAUUGAAUGCAGGAUGCUUAAACCUGCAUUCAAGUUUGACUUAUUUUUUCACUAUAAAUAACCUCAUUGGGCCAUUUAACCUGCAAAUGCAGACAUAAUUUCCAGUUAUGGCUUCUCUCCUCUCGAAAAGUUAUUUUUGGGGAGGAGUGAAGCAGCUAUCACUGGAAACAGGUCUGUGUUUGCAGGCUACUGGACAACAGAUAAAAAAACUCAUAUUCAGAUCCUCAACGUUUUUACAAUUUCCUGUACACAGAGCCAUUGUUUUGCUCUACUUCCAGGGUGCAUUUGAGGAAUUGACCUUAUGCCAUUAUUGAGCUUUGAUCUGGCAUUUUUUGAUUAAAAAUCGCGGGAAGUUCAUACCGCCCAUCUCCGUUUAGGGUUGGACGCUAUCUUGACGAGGAGACGGUGGACAUUAAAAGACAAAUCAAAGAAGGCAUCCAUAUCAGACGCCAGCGUUCAACCCUAAACAGAGAUGAUGGUUAUAAACUUCCCGCGAUUUUUAAUCAUUUGUUGUCACGUGACUACAGUACAGCCAAAAAUAAUGCACGUGAUAUGCACGUGCAAGAAUUAGCGCAAGAAGUUGAUGCGCCGCAAGAACACGCAAGCCACGUGCCGUAUUUUUGCGGUUUACCCGCGAGAACUUUGAAACGCAAGAAGUCAAAAAUCUAGUACAUUGCCAAGGUAAAGAAUGAACAUUCAUGGAAUCAAUUGCCUUUGCUUAAGCUUGGGGCUGAAGCAAAUAGUCCAUGGUUAUUGCAUUAGACUUGAGCGUUUCAGGGCCUUACAAGUGCAAGUUCCUUUUCUUCUGGAAUGUUGUAACCUUUGUUACACAAACUUGGUGAAACAAGUGAAUAAUAGUAUCAUAAAGCACACUGUAUUUAUGUAAUAAUGAAAAGAUCAGAGUUCAAAACAAUGCACCACAAAGCAAAGCUGUCACAGUGAAUAACAAAAGAAAAAUAUUUUCCUUCCUGACGCGUCCGAGCUGACGCAGACGCUCAUCAGCGCCGACGCGUACCUUCGUCCGAGCUGACGCGUCCAUCGCGUCAGUUUCGCGUCUCCAUUGUUCGCAUAGCUCUGGCCUGCACUGUACAUUUUGCAAUGCCAUCACUUUUUUCCCCGUCAAAUGGCGUCUGAGAAACGAGCGCAGAAAUUCCAUACUGAUGAUGUGUCACUACCCAAAUCUGGGUGGUGCUUCUGAUUGGUCACGCCACGUGAGAAAUUUGAUUCAACCAAUCAGAAGCACUUCACAGACUCGGGUAGUGACGCUUCAUCAGUAUGAAAUUUCUGCGCUCGUUUCUCAGACGUCAUUUCGCGGGAAAACCAGUGGUUGCGACGCGAAAUGUGGACUGUUUUGUCAGGCUACGAGUUCUGAAACCUGCCAUUUUAUUCUAUCAGGGAGAACCAAGAGGUACAUGUACAAACAAUUCUGAUGUUUGUUAUCUGACACAACAUUCAUUUUUAUUUUGCAGAUUAAAACUGUGGACCUGUCUAAUUCAGCUGACUGCCUCUCAAAGUUUAAGUCCAGCAAAUGGUUAGGGCUGCUUCUUUUUGCUGGAAUUGUUGGAGGGACAGUUCUAAAAGAAUCCUCAAACAGUGAAAAUGAAGAGAUGAAAGCUUAA
Molecule: messenger RNA, 6388 nt
Organism: Porites lobata
Lineage: Eukaryota; Metazoa; Cnidaria; Anthozoa; Scleractinia; Poritidae
Source: the annotation of a GenBank genome assembly